Molecule: messenger RNA, 6680 nt
Organism: Melampsora larici-populina 98AG31
Lineage: Eukaryota; Fungi; Basidiomycota; Pucciniomycetes; Pucciniales; Melampsoraceae
Product: family 2 glycosyltransferase
Exons: 10
Coding region: 1-6087 (2028 amino acids)
Cellular component (GO): cell septum; cell periphery; myosin complex
Molecular function (GO): cytoskeletal motor activity; chitin synthase activity; ATP binding
Source: RefSeq, a predicted model, not a curated record
AUGUCUGGUCAUAAUAACAACCCUUUCGCUGGUUCUCCUCGUCAAUCUAUUGCACCAACUCACAUUCAGGACCCUACUUCUCUCACAGACCUUUGUUCUCUCAUCAACUCAACGAAUCAACCUUCAGGAUCUCCUCAGCAACAACAGGCUACCGCCGAUCAAUUCUUAAACGUUCUCAAGGGUCGAUUUCUAUCCGAUCUUCCUUACAUUUGGCUCUCUCCUCGAUGUAUCGUCUCUCUUGCUACCAACAAGAUUCUCUCGGUAAAUUCCGAUCAAUCCCUCAAUGCUUAUGCAACUGAUUGGCGAGAUUGUAGCGAAGAUAGGCGGCAGAGAGUGGAACAAGAGUCUGGCUAUGGUUAUGGCACUGGACCUCACAUUUGGGCUUUGGCUGGCAAGGCAUAUUAUUACAUGCGCAGGACUGGUGGUGAUCAAACCAUUCUCCUCAGCGGUGAGAGUGGCAGUGGAAAAUCGGAAGCUCGACGUUUAUCAACACGUAUGAUCACCGAUCUUUCAUCAGCACUCCCUGGAAAGAAGGGCUCAAAACUCGUUCAACAGAUCCCGGCUGCUCAAUUCAUUCUAGAUAGUUUUGGAAACGCUUUCACUUCAGAUAACUCUAAUGCAUCCCGCUUUGGUCAAUACACCGAGCUACAAUUCGCCGAGAACGGUAAACUCUGUGGUCUCAAAACCUUGGAAUACUAUCUCGAACGUCAAAGGGUCAUUGACCGUCCUGCGAGUGAACGUAACUUUCAUGUGUUUUACUAUCUUGCCGCUGGUGGUUCACCAGAGGAACGAGCUCAUCUAUUCCUCGACCAAUCUCCUUCAACCACUGGCUUGGUUCAACUCCCCGGCCAGGCCCUUAGAGGUAACACCGGUAAUCAAGGCGUCCAGACCUUCCGUUACCUAUCACAGUCACGCAACGGUGCUUCAGCGUCGAGCGAUGCCAGCUCGUUUGGUCAACUUAAGCAAGCCUUCAAAGCAAUCGGAUUUCCCAAAAAAGGUGUCGCAUCUACCUGUCAACUCUUAGCUGCCAUUCUUCACCUUGGAAAUCUUGAGUUUGCUCAAGAUAACGGUCGAAAUACGGAAGCAGCAUCGGUUUCCAAUACUGCGGUUCUUGAUGUAGUAGCAUCGUUCUUAGGAGUUCGGGCAGAGGUUUUAGAGUCUACACUGACCUAUCAGACUAGAAUGGUAUCUGGUGAACGUUGUACCGUCUUUCUUGAUCCUGAAGGUGCCAGCGCGAAUCGGGACGAGUUGGCAAGGACACUAUACGGCCUUCUCUUCACCUGGCUCAAUGAAACUAUCAACCAGAAACUUUGCAAAGAUGACUUUGCAACCUUCAUUGCUCUUGUUGACUUGCCCGGGACUCAAAAUCAUAUCGGACGUGGUCUUAGUCAGGGUGAAGGCAACAACCUUGAUACGUUUUGUUUCAACCUCGCCAAUGAACGCGCUCAUGCGUUUGCACUUAAUCAGCUCUUUGUCGCCACUCGAGCUGAAUACGCUACCGAAGAGAUUCAACCCCACUUACUGCCAGAUAUUGAGACGCAAUUCAUCGAUAACUCGGAUUUGCUUCGCGUCUUGACUCACAACCCUGGCGGUCUCGUUCACAUCAUUGACGAUCAAACCCGGCGUAAGAACAAGGAUGACAACACCAUGCUUGACGCCAUGGCACGACGAUGGGGUAACAACUCGAACUUUGCCUCCAAACCAGCUGAUCCUCGUGUUGACCGCCCAGGUAACUUUACAUGUUCACACUACUCUGGACCGGUCACCUAUUCUGUCGAAGGAUUCCUCGAUCAAAAUCGAGACGUAGUCUCACCCGACUUCGUAACUCUCUUUGCUGGAAGCUCUGCCUCCAAGCGCACCUCAACCCUUCCAAGUGGCUCGACUAAUUCGUUCAUUCGUCAGCUAUUCGCCAGCGCCAGUCUUACUACUACUACUCAUCCUGAAAAUGAGAGUACAAUCGUUGCAGCUCAACAGCUUCAGCGGCCCAUGCGCGCACCGUCCACUCGACGGAAAAACAGACACGACGUGCCUACCGAAAAGGCGCCCGUUGAGGAUGACCCUACUGUCGACACGGGAAAGAAGGACAUGACUACCAAAUCAGUUGUGGCCGAAUUUGACGCCUCUCUCGUGACUCUUUUCGAGACUCUAGUGGACACCAAAACCUGGUUUGUGUGGUGUUUAAAGACAAAUGAAACUCAACUUUCGAAUCAGUUCGACGCUCGACUGGUUAAACAACAAAUCAAGUUCUACAACCUGGCUCCUCUCGCACGGCGGCUUAAGAAUGAAUGGAUGGUUAGCUUAGAGACAAAUGAUUGGUGGGAACGCUACAAAGCAUGUGGGCCAAUUGGUGCCGAGAAUAUCAGAAUCUCCCUUAUCAGUGAUUGGUCAGAGAAGGUGGAUGAAGUACGAAAGUUGAUGAGAUGGACUGAGGUAGACCUUUGUCUUGGUAAAUUCAAAGUUUUCAUGGGGGAUGCUACCUUUAGGCAAUUAGAGGACCGUCUUCGAAGCCUAGACACGGAUGAGCAACGAAGGUAUCAAGAAAAGGCCUCUGUUCAAGGCUUAUCCCAUAUCGAUACAAGUGGGGACCCAUACGCUACAGGUGGUGCUCAUUCGCCCAACUAUUAUCAAGCAGGCUUUGGCGCCAACUCUUCGGAAAUUGGUCUCCCCCUCGUCUCGAAUGCGGCCGGUCAUCCUACUCAUCCUGGUGCAUAUUUCGAUGAUGAUCGCAAAACAGUGAUGACAGAUACCGAAGGUGGUUAUGGCUCACCUAUGAAUGACACAGAGACCAAGUCUUAUGUGGGCACAGAUCGCUAUGCACCAUCCCGUAAUAUGUUUGACGGAUCUGGUAAACCAGGUGGGAGUGAGAAGCAAGGUCUACCUGACGCUAACACAAUACACGAAGAGGUAGCUGAAGAAGUUGGAGAAAGCAGUGCACGAAAGAAAUGGGUAAUCUUGGUGUGGGCUCUUACUUUUUUCCUACCCAACUUCUUGCUGUCGUGGAUCGGUCGAAUGAAACGACCAGAUGUUCGAAUGGCUUGGCGAGAAAAGUUGGCUAUCAAUAUCAUGAUUUGGAUCGUGUGUGGGAUUGCGGUCUUUAUCAUCGCUAUCAUGGGCAAUUUAAUUUGCCCCCGAGAAUAUGUUUUUUCAUCUAAUGAAUUGAGCUCACAUUCAUUCACGAGUGACGCCAGCAAUAUGCUCGUGGCAAUCCGAGGAGAAGUGUUCGACUUGACUAGCUUUGCACCAUUACAUUAUCCUUCGGUUGUGCCCACUACAGCUGUCCAGAAAUAUGGGGGUACGGAUGCUACCAAUCUAUUCCCCGUACAAGUCAGUGCUCUCUGCACCGGUGAUGGUAAUGGGAUUAGCGAUUGGAUCAUUCUCAGUGGUGCUAAUACCACGAGUGUCGAGCCGAACUCUGUCUAUCACGAUUUUCGUGCCUUCAAUGCAGACUCCAGACCUGACUGGUACUACGAGCAAAUGUACUACCUUCGUUACAACUAUCGCAGAGGCUUUAUGGGUAAGACCCCCAAAGAAAUCAAGAGUCUUGCCCGCAACUCGAAGAGAGCAAUUGCGAUUUUGGAUGGCAAUGUAUAUGAUCUUACUGAUUACAUCACAGUUGGACCGGGCAUUCGGACACCAACCGGAACCUCUCCUCCAUCUGUCGACACUCAGUUUAUGAGCCCUGCUGUCGUUCAACUAUUUCAACAAGGUGCAGGUGGUGAUAUCACUGAUCAGUUCAACGGUCUCGAUCUUUCAGCUACUGCUAGACAAGCACAGCGUACAUGUCUUCGAAACUUAUUCUUAAUAGCCAAAGUCGAUAAUCGACAAUCGGCGCAAUGCCAGUUUUCGCAGUAUAUUCUACUCGCCUUUUCGAUCAUCAUGGUAUCCAUCAUUGGUUUCAAAUUCUUGGCUGCUUUACAAUUCGGUAAAGCUCGACAACCCGAAGACCACGAAAAAUUCGUUGUCAUUCAAAUCCCAUGUUAUACUGAAGGUGAAGAAUCGUUGAGAAAGGCCAUUGAUUCGGUAACUCAGUUGAAAUACGAUGAUAAACGGAAAUUACUCUUUGUGGUUUGCGAUGGAAUGAUUAUUGGUUCCGGAAACGAUCGCCCAACUCCACGGAUCGUAUUGGAUAUCUUGGGUUCAGAUCCCAACCAGGAACCAGAGGCCUUAAGUAUUCUCAGUCUUGGUGAGGGGGCUAAACAACACAACAUGGCCAAGGUCUAUUCUGGCUUGUAUGAAUCGGGUGGUCAUGUUGUUCCUUACAUCGUGAUCGCAAAGUGCGGUAAACCGUCAGAACGCUCUCGACCGGGUAACAGGGGUAAACGUGACUCGCAGAUGAUGUUGAUGAGAUUGUUUAAUCGAGUCCACUUUGAUUCACCUAUGUCCCCAUGUGAACUCGAAUUAUAUCACCAGAUCAAGAACGUGAUCGGAGUCAACCCAGCCUUUUAUGAAUAUGUACUCAUGAUUGAUGCUGACACGACAGUUGACAAGUUCUGUUUGAAUCGAAUGAUUUCAGCUAUGAUGCAUGAUCAAAGGAUUAUCGGACUUUGUGGAGAGACGUCUCUGGCAAAUGCUAAACAUUCAUGGACUACAAUGAUGCAAGUUUACGAAUAUUUCAUUUCACAUCAUUUGGCUAAAGCUUUCGAGAGUUUGUUUGGAUCAGUAACUUGUUUACCGGGUUGUUUUACUCUUUACCGUAUGCGCACUUCUGAGCACAAGCCGCUAUUGAUCAGUAAUCAGAUUAUCCAAUCCUAUUCAGUCAACAGAGUCGACACAUUGCAUAUGAAAAAUCUACUUCAUCUUGGUGAAGAUCGAUAUUUGACCACACUUUUACUCAAGACCUUCCCUUCUUUCAAGACAACGUUCAUCCAAGACGCGUUUGCAAAGACGAUUGCACCAGACGAAUGGAAAAUUCUGUUAUCACAAAGACGAAGAUGGAUCAAUUCAACCAUUCACAAUUUAGCUGAAUUAUUGAUGAUUGAACGAUUGUGUGGUUUCUGCUGCUUUUCUAUGCGAUUUGUUGUGUUCAUUGAUCUUUUCUCGACUUUGAUUCAACCUGUUACUGUUGCAUACUUGGCCUAUCUUAUCUAUCUCGUUGCUUCCUCAACUGGAACGAUCCCAAUGACUUCGAUCAUUAUGAUUGCAGCAAUUUACGGUUUACAAGCUCUAAUCUUCAUCUUCCAUCGUAAAUUUGAACAUAUCGGUUGGAUGUUUGUUUAUCUUUUGGCUAUUCCCAUCUUUUCAUUUAUCCUUCCACUUUAUUCAUUCUGGAAGAUGGAUGAUUUCAGUUGGGGUAAUACUCGAUUGGUCAUGGGAGAAUCUGGAAAGACGGUUGUCAUUCACGAUGAAGGAAAGUUUGAUCCAAGUUCGAUUCCUUUGAAGACUUGGCAAGAAUAUGAGAAUGAACUUUGGGAAAGAGGUUCGAAUAAAUCGAUUGGAUCGAUUAUUGCUGGAAAGGACGCGGCCGCUAGAGAAGCGUCGUUGUAUGGACAAGAGACAUCAUAUGAUCCUCCGAUGAUGGGUGGUCAUAGCAGGACAGGUUCACCAGGCUUGUUUGAUCACAAUGUAGAUGGACGAUCUCUCCUUUCAGGAUAUCAAGGCCGUGGCGGUAGUAUGAUGCUCGGUGGUGGAAUGGGAAUGGGAAUGCCACCCGCAGGAUAUAUGGAUAUGGGAAAUCAAGCAGGAAGAGCUAUGUCAGUUCAUUCAUUUGGUGGACAAGGAAUGAUGAUGGGUAGAAAUGAUUCACCUGGAAGAGUUGGUAGUCCGUUUGGAUUACCUGCAAUGAACAUGACGGGAGGUGGGAUGAUGGGUAAUACAGGGUCGAUGAUGAUGGGAGGAGUACCUAACUUUAUGGGAGAUGUUGGUGGGAUGGGAAGUAGAAGAGGUAGUGGAGUGAAUUUAUUUUCACCUCGUGGUGGGAUUCCGGGUGAUGAUCAAAUCAUUGCAGAUAUCAGAUCUGUGCUUGCAAGAGCUGAUUUGAAUACGAUCACUAAAAAAGGAGUUAGACAACAAUUAGAAAAUAUGUAUGGAACUGAAUUAGGAGAAAAGAAAGCAUUUGUAAAUCAAGCGAUUGAAGAUCAAUUAAAUUAAAAUUCAAAGGUAGUCACGAUCUCCUUGAUCUUUGUUUCUUUUUUGGCAAUCAAUUCGUCAUAUUUGAGAAUGUAUGAUUCGGGUUUUUGAUUUCUUUAGUAGAUUUUUUUCUUCCUUUUUUUAGCACUCUUUCUUCUUUUCUCUCUAGCUUAUCUUUCUGUGAUUUAGAGUUUUGCUUGAUUUUUUGUCAAUAAGAUUACGUGAAGUGAAGAAGUUUUGCACCGUAUGAUAAUAUGUGAUGUUUUGAAGUUAAAUUUUUCUAUUAGGAUCAAAACAGUUCUUAACUUCUUUCAAACAAACAAUAUUUUAUAAUAGAACGUUUAUUUUGUUCGGAUGGAUGGACAGGCAGACAUAUAGUUUUUGUUUUCCAUUAUCAUUUUCUUUUAAAAUUGUAUUCUUUUUUGAUUUUUACGAAAAAUCCUUUGAUCUUAUUCUUUUGAUAUAAUUUUUUUUCUACAGCAGAAAGGGAGAAGUUUUGUUUUAUUUUUUGUCAAGUUUUUUUUUCUGUUUUUUUUCCUUUGGAGUUGUUUUGGUUUUGAUUGCAUUUUACACUUAGAAAUAUAUAAAUAUACAAAUACAUUUUUUUAGUCUCU